UCAUACACAACUGCACAUCACAGAUUGUACCCGGCGACCACCAAGGAAACGUGAGAGGAUCUAAACACCAAGACCCUCAUCUCCUGCUGCAGAUGCUGUAAUACCAUUUGGAUGCUCUAAAAAAACAAAAGGCGGCUAAAAUACCAGAAAGGCUGAUCUUGUGUGUGUGUCUGUGUGCGACAUAAGUGGAGCAAAAGAGAUGAAAUCUUAGUGGACGUCAACGCCAGCGGAUCAAAAUUAGAUGGAGGGAGAGCAGGCCCGUCUGAUGGGAGCAAGAGGAGCAACAAGGACUGAAAAAGUAUGCUCGCGAGAGGAGAGGAAGAGGAGGAAGAAGUCUGGAGGGGUGGAGGAAGGCCCUUCUGGCCUGCAGAAGCACCGUGACUGCUCCUCAGCUUCCAGCAUCUCCCAUGACGACCGCAGCUCGGCCAGCGGCCUGGAUGUGGCCGAUCGGCUGACGUAUCUCGAGCAGAGGAUGCAGAUGCAAGAAGAUGAAAUCCAGCUUCUGAAGAUGGCUCUGGCUGACGUCCUGAAGAGACUCAACAUUUCUGAGGAGCACCAAGCAGCUGCUUCUGCUGCUGCUGGCAGGAGAGCACCGGGGGCCAAAGCCAGGCCAGUGUCUCUGGCUCUGCCCUCCAGAGCCCCCAUGGUGACCCCCAGCACAGCUUCUCUGAAGAAGAGCACCACGCUGCCCUCCAGCACCACAGCCAGGAACUACAGCCCAACACCACCCCGAAGCGGUGUGAAGAGCCCACCUGGUAGCGUGAAAGACAGUCCGUGUAAGACCGCUAGAACACGACCCGCCUCUGCAGCCUCGAGCAGCAAGAAAGUUCAGGACAGCGGCAAACCCAGAGAGGCUGCAGUGAAUGUAGGAACCAGGCGUGUGACACACUGCAAAGUGACUAUGCAGAUCUAUCUGAGCCCCCUCACAAGAAAGACUGGGUCUUCUGAAGCUGCCAAGUCCGCUUCUGCGGUGCCCGCCCACAGCGGGCCCGCGCCCGCUCCUAAUCGCCCUCAGGCGAAGGGGGGCGGCAAGCCAGAGGCGAGGAAAGCAACCCCAUCCUUCACCUUAAACCUCCAGAAGACCUCAAGCGGCCAGAGCGCACCGCAUGACACGUCGAGCUACAAGAGCCCCAUCAAAUCACCCAGCCAGUACUUUCAGAUUUGUUACUGACACGCAGGUGGACCACAGAGGACAAGAGCUGCACUCUUCUUCUUCACUUUUAAUGCACAAAUAGGGAAAAGUGUGGACAAUUUAUUUUUUCCAUCCCUGCUACUGAGCGUACUAAAACCCCAAAAACAAAUAUGUGAAAGCCUCAACGAACCACUUGAAACCUACAAAUACAGGUUUUGUGGCAAUCCAGCAAUUGGGACUUAUUUCUGAGGAUAGAGUGAAAGCUUUGAUGCAUUCGUAGCCACACCGCACAGCAUAGCAAUAGCUCAAUUUGUCGCACGCUGGUACCUGCACAGCGCUUCACCGAAGGCCUGUGUUCACUGCUAAUGUUUGUCUCUGUCACGCUGCGUGAGAAGUUGCCGAGUGCGUGGGCACCGAGUGUGCGAUGUAAGAGAGAGGCUGGGUUUUUUUUUUUGUUGUUGUUGUUGUUGUAACUCAAUGUGUGCCAGCGAGUCUGUUUGCUGUGAUGUUUUCGGUUUCGUAGCUGAUGUCCCACCUUAGAUCCCACCUUAGAUUAUUUACAGUGUGUACCCAGAAAGUCUCAUUUUAAAUCAGGAGAAACAAUAAAAACAAACACUGUGAAAACA
Messenger RNA from Pelmatolapia mariae (spotted tilapia), 1758 nucleotides. RefSeq names its product echinoderm microtubule-associated protein-like 1. The coding region runs from base 242 to 1171 and encodes 309 amino acids. The record is from RefSeq and is a predicted model, not a curated record. The transcript is spliced from 7 exons. NCBI's taxonomy places the organism in Eukaryota, Metazoa, Chordata, Actinopteri, Cichliformes, Cichlidae.